GAGUCAGCUGUUUGCUCUGUGGUUCGUCGCAUGACCACUUGAGAUUUAAUCUAUUAUGGCGGCAAAUAAAAGUGUCAUCGUUCUUACACCCGACGGUCGUCGACAGAAUGUUCAAGUUACUCCAAAUACAACUAUUUUACAAGUGUUGGAAGAAGUUUGCCAAAAGCAUGGAUAUAAUGCAAACGAUUAUGAUAUUAAGCACUUCAAUAAGAUAUUAGAUGUAAAUUCCAUAUUACGUUUUACUGGUUUAUCUAAUAAUGCACGGGUGGAAAUGGUACCUUGUAAAAAGCCACGUAACACAUCCAAAGUUACAGUGGGUAUACUGUUAGAGAAUGGUGAACGAUUAAUGAAUGAUUUUUUACCAGAUGUCACUUUGGCACAAGUUUUAACGACCAUAUGUCCUAAUGAAGAUCGCAAAACUGCAGUAAUAAUAUAUAUGCACCGUGAGGUACAUGGUCAAGCUUUAGAAGAAAUGACUUUGAAGUCGUUAGGUCUUACUAGUGGUAAAGCUAUGUUACGAAUGAUACAUCGUGAUUUGGUACAAUUAAAAACACAGGCACAUGUAUCUACAACUUUAAUACCAAAGUCUACGAAACCCAUAGAUGAUGAUUGCACCAAGUAUAAUAAACAACAAAGGAUUCCUUCCGUAUCUUACGAAGGCAAAGCAUUAGAUCCUAUUAAAUUGUUGAAAGAAGAAAGAAAUAAAAUGAAAUCACAAGAUUUUAAGCACAUAAAAGAUAUUAGAACAAAAGACGAAGAUAAAAGUUCAAUUAAUAAUAGAAAUAAGGAUAAUGCUACGUGUGAUCAUGAACAAUUAUCAAAUUAUAAUGAUAUGAAAGACAAACUCGGUACAAAUUUCCAUUCAAAUGCAGAAGAAGAGAUAAAUAUAGAGUUUUUGGGAGAACGAAAUGCAUUAGUAUUUGAUCAAGCUGGAGCACAAGCAUUGCCAAAAAUUGAUUUACCAGAUAGUUUCUUCGAUUUGACGGUCGAAGAUGCAAAGAUACUCCUACGAGAUGCUAAACGAAGGAGAGAAGAGUUAGAGGAAGCACCACUUUUGACCGAAGCUCAACGUCAACUUGAGCAAAAUAAACGUACAUUAGAACAACUUAAUAAAUAUCGCAGAACAGUGAUUCGUAUUCAGUUUCCAGAUCAAUUGGUUUUCCAAGCUUGUUUUAAACCUAUAGAAUCUGUGCAAGUUAUUAAGGACAUUAUUAGAAAUUAUUUAUGUGAUCCAUCUUGUGACUUUACUCUUUAUACUGCUCCACCAAAACACAUUUUAAAUCCAGAUGCACGAUUAAUAGAUGAGAAUCUUGUACCUUGCGCUAUUAUAUAUUAUUCUGGAACGUCAUCUUUAAAAUCAUCUGUAAAAGAAAAAUUAAUAGAUCCUAGAAUUGCCAAUAUACAGGCAAUUAAAUCAAGAAUGACUAUAAUAUCUGAAGAAAAAGUUAAAACAAAUAAAGAAGAAAAUAAAGUAAUCAAAGAUAUCACAGCUGUUCCAGGACCCAGUGGUUGUUAAUUGCUCAAAAUACAAUAAAUAAUAAUUAUAUUAUAAAGUAAAUAAAGUAAUGUAAUAAAUAAAUUCGUAUUUAACAAA
Vespa crabro (European hornet) is the source of this 1594-nucleotide messenger RNA. Its product is annotated as tether containing UBX domain for GLUT4. The transcript is spliced from 7 exons. The record is from RefSeq and is a predicted model, not a curated record. Gene Ontology annotation, biological process: signal transduction. NCBI's taxonomy places the organism in Eukaryota, Metazoa, Arthropoda, Insecta, Hymenoptera, Vespidae. The coding region runs from base 56 to 1516 and encodes 486 amino acids.